Messenger RNA from Lodderomyces jiufengensis, 459 nucleotides. RefSeq lists its product as uncharacterized. NCBI's taxonomy places the organism in Eukaryota, Fungi, Ascomycota, Pichiomycetes, Serinales, Debaryomycetaceae. Gene Ontology annotation, biological process: protein sumoylation. Gene Ontology annotation, cellular component: nucleus; septin ring. The transcript has a single exon. Gene Ontology annotation, molecular function: protein tag activity; ubiquitin-like protein ligase binding. Bases 1 to 459 code for a protein of 152 amino acids. The record is from RefSeq and is a predicted model, not a curated record.
AUGCAAAUAAAGGAUCAAACUACGAAAGAAGAAAAACCUAAAACGACAGAAACUUCAGAAAAAGAAAUUGAUGAUAUCACGAAUCAAUUUCAAUCUCAAACAAUUCAAUCACCAAAUGAACCAAUUUUACUUAUGUCAAAACCUCGAAUGAAGAACAAUAAUGUGAAAUUAGAGGAAAAAAUCGAUCCAAAUUCAAUUCGUUUGGUUCUAUCAGAUAUGACAUCUCAUGAAAUGUGGUUUAAAGUCUCAAGAACUUCAAAAAUGUCAAGUGUAAUGGAGCGUUAUUGCCAAGAACGUAAGAUAUUAUUGAGCAAGCAUAGGUUUUUAGUUGAUGGUGCUCGGGUACAAGUUUUUGACACUCCUGAAUCACUUGAAUUGGAGGAUGGUGAUAUGGUUCAAGUUCAUUAUGGACAAUUAGGUGGAAGAAAUUCUUGUGGUUGUAUCGAAUAUUUUGGAUAA